AGCAAGCCUCCACCUAGAAGACACGCAAUUCCCAUUUUCCCUUCUUCUUUUUGACCAAAUUCUCUCUCUUUUUCAUCACCAUUGCGUAAUACUCCCAUAUUCUAGUAAACGACACUUCUCUCUUUCUCUUUCUACAACUGUCUCGCCUCAUUCUUCUCUCUCUUCUUCCCUCCCUCAACUUUGGACUUAGAACAAUGCGGAAUUUCCAAUUCUUCCAACGCUUUUCUAAAAAUUUCCGUGAUUAUGACUCUCAGUUCAAGCUUGUUCUCCUCUGCACCACCGUAAGUGGUGGUGGUCUUUUGGCAUACGGUGAGGCUGUUGCUACAUCUGAAUCGGCGGUGCCUGAGAAGAAAAAGGUGCUGGUGCUGGGAACUGGUUGGGCAGGAACAAGUUUCUUGAGGAAUCUCAACGAUCCCAGAUAUGAGGUUCACGUCGUUUCUCCUCGCAAUUAUUUUACUUUCACUCCUCUGCUGCCUAGUGUUACCUGUGGCACCGUCGAGGCUCGCAGCAUUGUGGAACCAGUCCGCAAUAUCUUCAGGAAGAAACAUGUGGACUCUCGAUUCAGUGAAGCAGAAUGUCUCAAGAUUGAUGCAGUAAACAGAAAAGUUUACUGUCGAUCUAAUAUAAACAAUAAUUUGAAUGAAAAAGAAGAAUUCGUCGUGGACUACGACUACUUAAUCAUAGCUGUUGGAGCAAAUGUCAACACAUUUAAUACUCCUGGUGUCACGGAGAAUUGCCAUUUCUUGAAGGAAGUUGAAGAUGCACAAAAGAUUAGAAGAACUGUAAUUGACAGCUUUGAGAGAGCAAGUUUGCCUAGUGUGAGUGAUGAAGAGAGAAAGAGAAUUCUUCAUUUUGCUAUUGUUGGAGGUGGUCCAACUGGAGUAGAGUUUGCAGCCGCACUUCAUGAUUUUGUCAGUGAGGAUUUGGUCAAAUUAUACCCUGGGGUAAAAGAUUUAGUUAAAAUCACGCUCUUGGAGGCUGGAGGUCAUAUCUUGAGCAUGUUUGACAAAAGAAUAACAACCUUUGCUGAAGACAAGUUCAAAAGAGAUGGUAUUGAUGUGAAAACAGGAUCCAUGGUUACAAAGGUAUCUGACAGAGAAAUUACCACUAAAGAAAUGAAAAAUGGAGGAGAAAUUACUACUAUUCCAUAUGGAAUGGCUGUCUGGUCAACUGGUAUUGGCACUCGUCCAUUCAUAAAAGAUUUUAUGACACAAAUUGGUCAGGUUAACAGACGUGCCAUAGCUACUGAUGAAUGGUUGAGAGUUGAGGGAACCGACAAUGUGUAUGCGCUUGGUGAUUGUGCUACAAUAAACCAGCGAAAAGUCAUGGAAGAUAUUGCGGCGAUAUUUAAGAAGACUGAUGCAGACAACUCAGGAACACUUACACUCAAAGAAUUUCAGGAGGUAAUGAAUGACAUCUGUGAAAGGUACCCUCAGGUGGAGCUAUAUCUAAAGAAUAAACAGAUGCAUGGCAUUGCUGAUCUGUUGAAGGAAUCCAAGGGAGAUGUUAAAAAAGAAUCUAUUGAACUCAAUAUCGAAGAACUCAAGACCGCUUUUUCCAAUGUGGACUCCGAGAUGAAAUUUCUCCCUGCUACAGCUCAGGUUGCAUCUCAGCAAGGCACCUACCUGGCCAAAUGUUUUAACCGGAUGGAAGAGUGUGAAAAAAAUCCAGAAGGUCCUAUUAGGUUUAGGGGAGAAGGGCGUCAUCGGUUCAAACCCUUCAGGUACAAGCAUUUAGGUCAAUUUGCUCCUCUGGGAGGCGAGCAGACAGCUGCACAGCUACCUGGAGAUUGGGUUUCAAUUGGACACAGUAGUCAAUGGUUGUGGUAUUCUGUCUAUGCAAGCAAGCAAGUCAGCUGGCGCACAAGGGCGUUAGUGGUGUCAGACUGGAUGAGACGCUUUAUAUUUGGGAGGGACUCGAGUCAAAUCUGAAGGAUAUUUAAUAUCUUCCAGAUCCCUGCAUUGGCAAUAUUGAAGUGUUCUUCAAUCUUGAAUAUAUUUUGAUAUAGGAAAAUUUCUGUUUCAAUUCCCGAUUCUUUGAAUAACGCAAGCAUACUCAGCUGGAAUAUCAGUGCUGGGAUUUAUUAUCAUGACUUGCCACUUUUAACUCCAUGUACGAAUUUCUUACAUGCCCCUUUCCCUUUUUGUUUUGUGCUUCUGGUAUUGGAAUUGUGGCAUUACUGGAUCUCCGAGUUUUGCAGAUCUAUUUCGGAGAUGCCUCUGGAUGUUAGCUUUUCAUGUCAAAUAAUUAUUGUCAUACUUCUUCUCAAGCUUUGCUGGAGUGAACUGGUAGAAUGAAUAAUCACUUUAAUACAUUAUUUUGUUUCUUCUGUCUUGUCA
This is a messenger RNA of Medicago truncatula (barrel medic), 2339 nucleotides long. RefSeq names its product external alternative NAD(P)H-ubiquinone oxidoreductase B2, mitochondrial. Gene Ontology annotation, molecular function: NADH dehydrogenase activity; calcium ion binding. The record is from RefSeq and is a predicted model, not a curated record. The coding region runs from base 195 to 1931 and encodes 578 amino acids. NCBI's taxonomy places the organism in Eukaryota, Viridiplantae, Streptophyta, Magnoliopsida, Fabales, Fabaceae. The transcript is spliced from 10 exons. Gene Ontology annotation, cellular component: mitochondrion.